Molecule: messenger RNA, 2411 nt
Organism: Priapulus caudatus
Lineage: Eukaryota; Metazoa; Priapulida; Priapulimorpha; Priapulimorphida; Priapulidae
Product: cullin-3-A-like
Exons: 18
Coding region: 213-2300 (695 amino acids)
Biological process (GO): protein ubiquitination; ubiquitin-dependent protein catabolic process
Cellular component (GO): Cul3-RING ubiquitin ligase complex
Molecular function (GO): ubiquitin protein ligase binding
Source: RefSeq, a predicted model, not a curated record
UUUCGGUGUUCCAUCUGGCAAACAGCAUUAGUUUUGUAUUCAGGGAAGAUCAAAAUAAAAUUAAGAAUAUUACUGGUUUAGCUAUCAAUUUGACAAAUUAAAAUAAAUGUUCAAGCUGCUAGGAAAACAACAUUUCAAGUUUCAUGCAUGGUUUCGGUAUAGUGACAGGUCGCGCGGAAGUAGGAUAUAUUAGUUAGUUCAUAAGUCAUAAAAUGAGCUUGAAAGGAAAGAAAGACACCAAGAUGAGAAUCCGAGCUUUUCCAAUGACUAUGGAUGAGCGGUAUGUGGAUAGCAUAUGGCAGCUGCUGAAGAAUGCUAUCCAAGAAAUACAAAAGAAGAAUAACAGCGGUCUUAGCUUUGAAGAACUCUAUCGAAAUGCUUACACAAUGGUGCUGCACAAGCAUGGAGAAAGGUUAUACACAGGUCUUCGAGAUGUUGUGAAUGAGCACUUAGUAAACAAGGUAAAACUAGAUGUGAUGACAUCACUAAACAACAACUUCCUGCAGACACUAAAUCAAGCAUGGAAUGACCAUCAAACUAGUAUGGUGAUGAUUAGGGACAUACUGAUGUACAUGGACCGAGUCUACGUGCAGCAGAACAACGUGGAUAACGUCUAUAACCUUGGUCUGAUGAUAUUCAGGGAUCAGGUUCUACACUAUGGCCAGAUUAAGGACCGUCUUCAACAGACGCUUUUGGACAUGGUUAUGUGUGAACGGAAGGGAGAGGUCACAGACAGGGGAGCGGUAAAGAAUGCAUGUCAGAUGCUCAUGGUGCUAGGCAUUGACUCGCGGACCGUGUAUGAGGAGGAUUUUGAGCGACCCUUCCUACAGCAGUCAGCAGAGUUCUUUAGGCUUGAAAGUCAAAGGUUUCUGGGUGAAAACAGUGCAUCUGUAUACAUAAAGAAGGUCGAAGCAAGAAUUAACGAGGAAGCUGAGCGAGCAGCUCAUUAUCUAACGAAAUCUACAGUCGAUCCUAUAAUAAGAGUUGUUGAACAGGAGCUGAUAUGUAAACACAUGAAAACAAUAGUAGAGAUGGAAAAUACCGGUGUGAUACAUAUGCUCAAGAACCAGAAAACAGAAGAUCUGGCAUGUAUGUACAAGCUGUUGAAGCGUGUGGAGGGUGGGCUGGAGGCGAUGUCUCAGUGUGUCAGCAGCUACCUGCGUGAACAGGGCAAAGCACUCGUGACAGAGUCCGAGGAUGCUGAGACGAAGAAUCCGAUCAACUAUGUCCAGAGUUUACUGGAUCUUAAAGAUCGGUUUGACCACUUCCUACACGAAUCGUUUGGAGAUGAUAUGAAGUUCAAGCAAGUGAUAUCUAGUGACUUCGAAUACUUCCUCAAUCUCAACCCGAAGAGUCCAGAGUACCUGUCACUCUUCAUUGAUGACAAGCUCAAAAAGGGUGUGAAAGGGUUGACAGAGCAAGAGGUGGAGCUGGUCCUCGACAAGACGAUGGUUCUAUUUAGAUUCCUGCAGGAGAAGGAUGUGUUUGAGCGUUACUACAAGCAGCAUCUCGCUAAGAGACUCCUGCUCAACAAGAGCGUCUCUGACGAUUCUGAGAAAAACAUGAUUUCCAAACUAAAGACGGAAUGUGGUUGUCAGUUUACCUCCAAACUGGAAGGUAUGUUCAAGGACAUGACCGUGUCUAAUACAACUAUGGACGAAUUCAAGAGCCAUGCACAGACGAUUAACUUGCACGGUGUCGAUCUAUAUGUGCGCGUGCUUACAACUGGUUUCUGGCCUACGCAGUCGUCGUCACCCAGAUGCACGAUUCCAGCUGCACCCCGCCAUGCUUUUGAAAUUUUUAAGAAGUUCUACCUAGCGAAGCACAGCGGGCGACAACUGACGUUGCAGCUGCAACUCGGAUCGGCUGACCUCAACGCGACCUUUUUCGGCAGCAGGAAGGAGGAGGGCGGUGCUAGCACCAGCACAAGCAGUAAGAGCGUUACGCCGCGCAAGCACAUCAUUCAGGUCUCGACCUACCAGAUGUGUGUGCUGAUGCUGUUCAACCAGAGGGACAAGCUCACGUAUGAGGAGAUACAGACGGAAACGGAUAUAGGAGAGAAGGACUUAAUUCGAGCCCUCCAGUCACUGGCGUUGGGCAAGCUCACUCAGCGAAUACUAGUCAAGGAACCCAAGUGUAAAGAAAUAGAGCCAUCUCAUUUGUUCUACGUUAAUGACCAAUUUAUAUCCAAGCUACAUCGAGUGAAGAUCCAGGCAGUGGUUGCGAAGGGUGAGUCGGAUCCUGAACGCAAGGAGACGCGCAGCAAGGUGGGACGAGCGAACCGCAAGCACGAGCGAUAGAGGCGGCCAUCGGUGGCGCAUCAUGAAGGCUAGGAAGCGUAUGCAACAUAACGUGCUCGUCACCGAGGUUAACAGCAGUUGAAGGCGAGAUUCCUUCCAAGGCCUUGUGAU